AUGAACAGAGACAUCAAUGGACAAGAAAGUGGCGAGACGCUGGCUCCACUUGCUUAUCCGUCCUCUGGUGUCACACAGUCACUAUGGCGCAUCUUUGAGUAUGGAGUGACGUCGGAGCAGGGCACCCGAAAGACAAUGGAGGACCAGCACGCCAUGGUCUCAGAGACCAUCCCUUUCUUUGCCGUGUAUGACGGGCAUGGUGGCACGCAAUGCGCCGAGUUUCUCCGCGACAAUUUGCACACAUUAAUUCUUAGUCACCCAGAUGUCAUGACGAAUCCCGAGAAGGCGGUACGUGAUGGGAUAGCCAAGGCUGAGGCGGAUUUUCUCACAAGAUGUGCCAAUGGCAAAUGUGAGUCUGGCAGCACGUGUGCCGUUGCCAUGAUUGUGGACGACGCACUAGUGACGGGUAAUGUUGGCGAUACUGAGAUAGUAUUGUGUCGUGCGGGGUCUCCAUUGGUGCUGUCAAAGAAGCACAGCUUGCAUAGCAACGCGGCGGAGAGCGAGCGUGUCAAGGCCUGCGGCGGCAGGAUCAUCAGUAACCGCGUGGGGCAUCCAAAGUUUAACCCUCAAGUGCUGAGCCUGGGAAUUACCCGUGCCAUAGGCGAUGCCGGAUUCAAGUUGGAUGAAUACACCGACGGAAAGCCGUCGGGCAUCAUUGCCGAUG
Molecule: messenger RNA, 664 nt
Organism: Trypanosoma conorhini
Lineage: Eukaryota; Euglenozoa; Kinetoplastea; Trypanosomatida; Trypanosomatidae
Product: protein phosphatase 2C
Exons: 1
Biological process (GO): protein dephosphorylation
Molecular function (GO): cation binding; protein serine/threonine phosphatase activity
Source: RefSeq, a predicted model, not a curated record